CCUCCCCUCACCCCGGACUCCUCUAUAUAUAUAUAGCCGCGCGCUGCGGGAACGGAGUACGCCGCCUCCACUUCCAUUCCAUCUAGCUAGCUAGCCAAAUAAUCUCGCCAGUCCAGCACGACGCGCGGCGGUGCUUGGCCGUCCGUCGGUCCGGCCGGCGUACAUACAUACUGCUCCGUACGGGGAUUGCCGGAGAGGCCGGUCGCCGGGAGAAACGCCCUGCGAGGGAGAGGGCCGGCGGCGGGAAUUGGUGGAGAGACGAGGGAGAUGGGGAUGAGGCCCGGGUGGGUAGGCGGGCUGGUGGAGGAGAGCUUCUUCGUGGGCUGCGCGGCGCACGAGAACCGGAAGAAGAACGAGAAGAACAUCUUCUGCCUCGGCUGCUGCGCCAGCAUCUGCCCGCACUGCGCCCCCGCGCACCGCCACCACCUCCUCAUCCAGGUGCGGAGGUACGUGUACAAUGACGUGGUGCGCCUUGACGACCUCGAGAGGCUCAUCGACUGCUCCUUCGUCCAGCCCUACACGAUCAACAGUGCCAAGGUGGUCUUCCUCAAGCCCCGGCCGCAGUCCAGGCCCUUCAAGGGCUCUGGCAACGUCUGCUUGACCUGUGACCGCAUCCUCCAGGAGCCAUUCCACUUCUGCUGCCUCUCCUGCAAGGUGGACCAUGUGAUGAUGCAGGGCGGGGGGGACCUGUCCAACAUCCUGUACGUGCCGGGAGGCGGCGGUGGCGGGCCGCCGGACCUGGUGGGCUGCGGCUUCCCGCGCUUCGAGAACCUCCGCUUCGACGACGACCCGGCGGCGCAGUACGGCGGACAGGUCACGCCCAACUCCAUCCUCGAGGACCCCAUGCAGCACGGCGGCAGCUCCAGCGGCGGCUCAGCCAGGAACGCUCGGCGUGGCGACGACGUCCCGACGAGGAAGAAGAGCGGCGGCGGCGGUGGGUUCUUCCCCCAGAUCGUCCUCUCGCUCGGCAACCGGCGGAAGGGCGCGCCCCAUAGGGCGCCGCUCGCGUAAACUGCCAUGCAUGCGCUCGUACGUACAGACCCCGUUACGUCGCCUUUCGACGUUGCCGCUAUAUACCUGUUAAUUAUGUUGUUUAUUACUGUUACCCUUAGGUAUUAGCAGUGUCAUUAGCAGAGUACUUAAAGUGUAAUAAUCCUAUGUAGAGAGAAGAGAAUGUGUGAGGGAGAGAUAUGGCAGUGCUGGUUGGUUGGUUGGUUGCAGCUGAGCUGAGAGGGAUGGAUGGCCUUUUCUAGCUACUAGGGCCAUGCAUGCACCUCGCUGCUGCAGUGUUUUGACGAGACUUGAGAGGAGGGAGGCAGCGACGCCAAAAGCUAGCUGCUGCUGGGAGCAACAUGGACCUGGCGUUGCAAGCCCAGGUAGGCACAGGCUCCUCGUCGUGGGCGGGUCCCCCGGUGCAGGCCGGGUCGAUCGUCCGUCCGUCGCGAGGGUGUAUAGCGGGUGGCUACCAAUUUUGUACUUGAUGCAACGAGGGGGGCGGUUGCUCCAUGGCAUGCAUGCUUACACCAUUGUUAAGUCCAUGACCAAUAUAUUAAUAGACGAUGUUGUGCAUUUGAUUAUGUA
Molecule: messenger RNA, 1581 nt
Organism: Sorghum bicolor (sorghum)
Lineage: Eukaryota; Viridiplantae; Streptophyta; Magnoliopsida; Poales; Poaceae
Exons: 4
Coding region: 268-1011 (247 amino acids)
Molecular function (GO): zinc ion binding
Source: RefSeq, a predicted model, not a curated record